CUUGCCAAGCUGCUCCCAGGCAGAAGCACGGGUCACUUUUCUCCACACUGAGUUGGCCUGCGCGGGCGUUCAGCUGGUUUUCUCCAUCACCUCAAGAAGGCUUUCCUGAUCGAAUUUCUCCAUGGCUUGUAUUGAAAAUGUACUUGGAGGGCACGCCCCGUCACCCCUAGCAGCAGCUGCGGAUGAACGCGGGAACCGGAAGCCGCGCGCCGACGCACCGCUCCAGUGUCCGAGUGCCCUGCUGAAGGAUGAUGCCGAGUCCUGGGGCCACCCUCCCGGCCCGCUGAGACCUCCCUUCAACGUGCUGGGCGAUCUGGCAAGAGAGCAACUGGAGCGCCGGUCGGAGAGAACAGCAUCCUGCAUUCCUGUCGACAGUGUUCUCAAACACCCGUAUGGGCCACCACCUGCUGGGGCGGAAGAGUCCCUAGCAACAGCAGAAGUAAAUAGCUCCGAGGGGCUGGCAGGCCGGAGGCAGAGGGGACAGGAUUCUAUUAAUGUGUCCCAGGAAUUCUCGGGCGGCCCCCCAGCACUAAUGGUUGGGGGGACAAGGGUCAGCAGUGGGGGCCCUGAGAGAGGGGGCAGCAACGCAAGGUUGUAUGUGGCUUUGCCGCGAGGUCAAGGAUUCUUUCCACCCAGGGGCCCGCAAGGAAGAGGCCCUCCACAUAUCCCCACCAUGAGAUCGGGGAUAAUGAUGGAGGUGCCUCUGGGAAAUCCGAGAAUGGCCGGCAAGGAGAGGCUGGCUCACGUCUCUUUCCCACUGGGAGGCCCGCGGCAGCCCGCGGAGAACUGGCCGAGGCCUCUGCCGCUGUCUUCCAGUACCCCGGGUUUACCUUCUUGCGCUACUGCUCAUUGCUUCGUUCCUCCGCGACCUCCGAGUUUCAGCCCGUUUCUCGCUAUGCCAAUCGCUUUCACUCCUCCCCCGAUAUUUGGUCCUCCAUUGCCUUCCUAUUUUGCCGGUUUCCCUUCCUGGGGAGUGCCGGUUCCUGCAUCCUCAAACAGAGAGAACAACUGAGGGCAAAAAAGGAACAACAACAAAAAAAAGCUGGGGAAAGAGGUGAAAGUUACUCAUAUACAUUUUUAUAUUUGAACCCUCCUACCCUCUUACACUCUGUUUAG
This is a messenger RNA of Camelus dromedarius (Arabian camel), 1116 nucleotides long. It is a transcript of the gene PRR32, whose product is annotated as proline rich 32. The record is from RefSeq and is a predicted model, not a curated record. Lineage: Eukaryota; Metazoa; Chordata; Mammalia; Artiodactyla; Camelidae. The transcript is spliced from 2 exons. The coding region runs from base 122 to 1012 and encodes 296 amino acids.